AUGCGGCUGUCACUGGCUAUCGCGCUGGCCGCGGCCGCGUUGCUCGCCAGCGCCGGCAUCGUCAUCUCCCCCAUCGAGGCGGACCAGGUCGUCCUCAAGGUGCCGGGAGACUGCUUCUUCGGCGAGGUCACGCCCCAGGGCUGCGGUCCUAAACGUGGUUGA
Molecule: messenger RNA, 162 nt
Organism: Hirsutella rhossiliensis
Lineage: Eukaryota; Fungi; Ascomycota; Sordariomycetes; Hypocreales; Ophiocordycipitaceae
Exons: 2
Coding region: 1-162 (53 amino acids)
Source: RefSeq, a predicted model, not a curated record